AUGGCUAAUCCGGGGAAGGAGCAUUGGAAUGUUAUAAAGUGGAUUCUGCGUUACUUGUAUGGUACCCAAGAUAUAGGUUUACUAUUUCAGAAUGGUUUGAAAGGAAACAAAGUGGUUGGGUAUGUAGAUUCAGAUUUUGCAGGUGACCUUGACAAAAGAAAGUCUACUACAAUAUAUAUUUUCACUCUUGGUCAGGGUCCUAUUAGUUGGAGGUCUACAUUACAAGAUACAGUGGCUUUGUCUACUACAGAAGUAGAGUACAUGGCAGUAGUAGAGGCGGCCAAGGAAGUUAACCGACACUUAGGUCCUGAACCAGUUGGCGGAUUCUAUAUUGUGGUCUUGGCUGACUCCGAGCUUGGACUGGUCCUUGGAGACAUGGGUGAAGAAGUGGUCUGCAAGAAGUUCAAGGCUAUUGUCUCGGUUUUCCAAUUCUCUUUGGUCUCCCAAACAAAGCAUUUCUCAGGGAACCCUUUGUAUUCGAUCAAGGUGCAAUUUUGCGAUACUGAGACGCCCCACGACAUUUUGAUCAGAUGCAGUAGAGAAGACAAAGUGUUGAAGUAUCUGGUGCUAUCAGCCUGUAUCGAUAAGAGAAAGGUAAUUCAAGUGAAGAGGUUGCAAUGGAAUUUCAGAGGGAACCAGACCAUCUUUGUUGAUAGGUUGCUGGUUGAUAUGAUGUGGGAUGUUCAUGACUGGUUCUUCAAUCCAGACUUUGGAUAUGCUGUUUUCAUUUUUAGGACAAGAAGCGGGUUGGACAGCUGGUUGUGGUUGGAGGAGAAGACAACACAUAAGGACCAAGAGAGAGUUGAGUUUUUUUUGUUGAUCUGUGCUUGUAAGAGCCCAUAAAGAAAUUUCUUGUUUCCAUUCUUUUUUCAAUUUUAUUUUCUCUCACACUUUCAAUUCUCUUUCUUCUAGGGAGAG
This is a messenger RNA of Nelumbo nucifera (sacred lotus), 918 nucleotides long. Lineage: Eukaryota; Viridiplantae; Streptophyta; Magnoliopsida; Proteales; Nelumbonaceae. The record is from RefSeq and is a predicted model, not a curated record.